Messenger RNA from Siniperca chuatsi (mandarin fish), 6266 nucleotides. Its product is annotated as serine/threonine-protein kinase 4-like. Gene Ontology annotation, molecular function: protein serine/threonine kinase activity; ATP binding. Gene Ontology annotation, biological process: regulation of MAPK cascade; protein phosphorylation; intracellular signal transduction. The record is from RefSeq and is a predicted model, not a curated record. Gene Ontology annotation, cellular component: cytoplasm. The coding region runs from base 383 to 1870 and encodes 495 amino acids. NCBI's taxonomy places the organism in Eukaryota, Metazoa, Chordata, Actinopteri, Centrarchiformes, Sinipercidae. The transcript is spliced from 11 exons.
CUGCCCACUCUUUACUCUUCCUGGUUUGUUCGUCUGGACGUCACGGCGGCUGCCAAAGCGGUUAGUCAAACAAGUCCAAAGUUGUCCGGACACCGGAGGAGGAUGAACCGGAGGAGGAUACGGCAGCUGGGCGGUAGUCUGUACUCCGUGUAAACGUCGUUUUUACAAAAUGAUAAACAGACGUUGUGUUUUUCGCGGCUACCAGGCGGCAGUAGCAGGGGCUAGCUGCUCGGCUAGCUGCUGCUAGCCAGUUAGCGAGCUAGCAGACGUUGGUCUGUUGCUAUUAGCUUUGAGUGUCUAGUGUGAAACGUUGACAAGCUUGGUCAAGUUUGACUGCAGCAGACGAUUUAAAGGACUCUUUGAGUUUACUGGAGAGGACAACAUGGAGAACAAGGACAAAGUACAGAUGAGGAAUCACCCUCGCAGACAGUUGAAGAAGCUGAGCGAGGACAGUCUCACCAAGCAGCCAGAGGAAGUCUUUGAUGUCCUGGAGAAGCUGGGUGAAGGGUCGUACGGCUGUGUGUUUAAAGCCCAUUAUAAAGAGACGGGGGAGAUUGUAGCCAUCAAACAAGUUCCUGUGGAGUCUGAUCUUCAGGAGAUCAUCAAGGAAAUCUCCAUCAUGCAGCAGUGUAACAGUCCCCAUGUAGUGCGGUACUAUGGCAGCUACUUCAAAAACAGUGACCUGUGGAUUGUAAUGGAAUAUUGUGGAGCCGGAUCAGUGUCUGAUAUCAUCCGAAUACGCAACAAGACGCUAACAGAAGAGGAGAUAGCCACCAUCCUGCAGUCCACUCUGAAGGGUCUCGAGUAUCUUCACUUCAUGAGAAAAAUCCACAGAGACAUCAAAGCAGGCAACAUCCUGCUGAACACAGAGGGUCAGGCCAAACUGGCCGACUUCGGAGUUGCUGGACAACUCACAGACACCAUGGCGAAGCGAAACACAGUCAUCGGCACGCCGUUCUGGAUGGCUCCGGAGGUCAUACAGGAGAUCGGCUACAACUGCGUGGCUGACAUCUGGUCUCUGGGAAUAACCGCUAUAGAGAUGGCGGAGGGGAAGCCGCCCUACGCUGACAUACAUCCCAUGAGGGCCAUCUUCAUGAUUCCCACCAACCCUCCCCCAACAUUCAGGAACCCAGAUGUGUGGUCUUCAUCAUUUGUAGACUUUGUCAGCCAGUGUUUGGUGAAAAACCCUGAAAAUAGGGCGACUGCUACACAGUUGUUACAGCAUCCAUUCAUCAAGUCAGCCAAGCCCAAUUCCAUCCUCAGAGCCCUGAUCACAGACGCCAUGGAGAUAAAACUGAAGAGACAAGAGGAGGAAGAACAGAGAGAGCAGGAUGCAGAAGAUGAUGACAAUUCGGAUGAGGAUGAGGUUGACCAGGGGACGAUGGUGCGGGCAGGAACAGGCGACUUAGGAACCAUCCGGGCUGCUGGUUCAGCGGGUUCACUCAGUGGUACGGCACGGACUAUGAUCGAACACGAGGACACCGGAACCAUGCAGUUACAACUGGGCACCAUGGUCAUCAACUCUGAGGAUGAGGAUGAGGAAGAAGCGGGUACCAUGAAAAGGAGAGAUGAGACGAUGCAGCCGUCCAAGCCGUCCUUCCUGGAGUACUUUGAGCAGAAAGAGAAGGAGGCCAACAGUCAUAAUGAGGGAGGAAGAGGAGAAAACAACGCAGACAACCGGAAACUGCCGGGUGAAGGAGACCUUCAAGUGGUGAGUUCGUGGUCGGUGGAGGAGCUACGUCUGCGCCUGGCCUCUCUGGACCCCCAGAUGGAGCAGGAGAUCGAGGAGAUCCGUCAGCGCUACCACGCCAAGAGGAAGCCCAUCCUCGACGCCAUCGAGGCCAAAAAACGACGGCAGCAGAACUUCUGAGAAGGAACUGCCGAACUCCUUACGGCAGCAACUGGAUGUUUUAUCUCUUGUGAUCUCUGCAGCAGGUUUGUGAAAUGUCAGUAAGACAAACGACGUUUCUCACAGCUGCUGAGGUUCGUCCAAAAUAACUAAAAUAAGUGGUGACGAGACGACGCAGUUGGACGAGACGCCGUGAUUUGGAAAACUGUGCGAGGACUUCUGAUGAUCAAACUGCUGAAGAAGAACUUCCAAAGAGCUGUUCUCUGUUUGACAGAAUAUUAUCAUUGUGUGUUUGAUUUAAGAUCCACGUUCUCUUUGUUCUGCCUUCUUGAGAUAAUCCAGAGACUUUUUUUUUUGCAUUUCUGGUUUUGUUUUUUUUACUUAAUCGUGUGGUACAAUAUCAUUUUAACUGCUGACUGUUCAACUUAGGUACUCGUCUUUUAAUUCCUCAACUGUUUCCUGUUAUUACUGUAAACAAUGAUGCUGCUGGACUUUUCAGCGUUCCCACUCUGGGCUGUGAAAGUCUAGACGAGUGCGUAGUCUAGAAAUGGAUCAUUCCCUGGUCUUGAAAAGUUUGUAAAACACACAAAAAGCUGAAAAUGUAUAUGAUCUGCCUCUUCUGUCGUAACAUGUUGGUCAAUUUGAAGCUACAUGUUAUAAACACAGAUCAAAGUUUCAAGAUAAAUGUGAACGAACCCAUGUAUUUGCUAUCGGCCGUACUGAAUUAGCUAAAAGGAGCUAACAUCUUCAUCAUUUGGCAUGUGCGAGGUUCUAAACAUCCACAGGGUUCCUCACUCUAAACUUUAAAAGCUAAAUCCUCGUUUCUUUGUUUUUCUACAUACAGCGCUGAAUAUACAGCCAUUGUCGAAGUCCAUUCAUAAUUCAUCAUGUUUUAGUUCUCUUAAGUCUCUUUAGUCUUAAGUGUUACAUAACCAAAUCAAUAUAUUGGACCACAAGCUUGUGUCUCUCAACAAAAUAAGACAUUAUCAGACCAAUGUUCUUGUCUUCUGUUGCCUAAAAAUUAAGUGACGCUUUCUCACAGUUCAGCUUCGGCAUGAAGCCAAACAGCAGAAAUACUUCUGUAAAGAAGCAUGAAAAAUGGGGCUUCUUCAGUAUAGAUUAUGAUAUCGAUUUUAAAGAUAAGCACAGCUAACGUCAACAAGACUGAUUAUCCUUUUAGAGCUCCUCGUUUACUCAAGUUACACUUGAUGCCUGGACGACGACGAUACUUCUAGCUGAUGUUUGUUUUUCUCGGGCAGCUGGUCGACUAAUUUUAUAUCAUCAUUCCAUCCUCAUCUUCCACCUAAUGGGUCUAACUGCAGAUUAUAUGUCUGACUUUAAACAAGCCCCCGUUAUACAACAGGACGAGUUACAGACAGAUAUUCUUGAUACAGAAAUGCUGAUCUUGAAAUGUAACAAACUCUGUAUCUGAGAGUCGGUUGUUCCCAACCUGCAGAUCGCAGAACAGUAUGUGGGGGCGAAAAACUGGAAAACAAUACAUUUAUACACAGUUAUAUUUAUUUUGGUGACAUUUGCUUUUAACCCCCCUGCUUAGCAUUUAUAAGCAUUAUAUAAACAUUUAAAUGGUUUAUAACACACUGUAAUGUAGUUGUGAGCACAUAUAAGGACAUUUUUAAGUGUUUAUUAAUGUACAGUAUUUGUGAACAAUUAUAACUUCUCAUAUGAAGACGUUUUAUAUUAUUACAACUGUGUGUUACUAUAAUGUCAUUCCUUAUCUGUUCAUACACCAGCCUCCACUUAUGGGUUAGUUGUUUACAAAUAAAUUAAUAGUCACUUAUAUCUGCUUACAAUGACAUUAUAGUGUGUUAAACAUGUAUUAAAUGUUUAUAUACUGCUUAUAAAUCGUAAUAGGAGGUUAAAGCAAAGUGUUACCUUUAGAGGAACAUCUGAAAAAAUCGUCUAUUUUUAAACUACUGGGUAAUUUGACCUCCUCGUUUCUCCAGAUAAUCUCUUUUUGGUUAACCUGGUCGUUAUUUUAUGGGCAUAUGAUGACGACACUGAUGAUGGUUCGCAGGUUGACAUUGCUUCAAAACAAAAAAAAAGGUUGGGAAUGACUGGCCUAACAGACACUCCUGCACUUGAAUGUUUAUUCGAAGCUGGAAUUAAAAUUUUCUUAUAGUUUUAAGGGAUUUAAUCAGGUGGGCACGUUUUGACGUUUAACCUCCAGUGUCCACAGUUCUUAGUGUUUACUUUGGGUUUUUAUUUCAGUGUCUAGUUUUCUUCCUGAGUAAGCUAAAAAAAAAAAAAAAAAAAAAGACCUGGGUCAACAUAUUUAUGGAAAAAAGAUUAAACAAAGCUUUUAUUUCUUGGAUUUAUGAGUUUGAUCUGGCACGGUGGACCGAAUGAGAUUGCCCCUAAAAAAAAAAAGUGCCAAGAAGCCGCAGACUAAAGCUGGCGUCGCCCGGGUCUCAUUCAUCUUCACUUCUAACAUUCCUCGGAGCAACUCAGCCGCUCAUUUUUCAUAUUUGGUAUCCAUCCAGCACAAAACAUAACUGAGGAUUUAUAUUUUUAUACAUAGGUUUAGUGGUUACACAACAGUUUUGUUCUGAUCGCCGGGAUUUGCAUCAGAAUAAAAAAACAGCUUCUCAGGUCAUAAAACUCCUCAGGGGUGUAAAAUAAUGAAAGUAGUGAUGAGAAACUGUAGAUCAUUUGGAGAUCCUUCACACAAAGAGUCACGUCUGUAUAUAUACACAAGCACUGCUGGGCUGUAUUUGUAUAUUGGGAUUCAUAUGAUGAGUUGAAGGGUUAAAUCCCCAAAACGAGACACUUUUCAUUAAGUUAUUACUUUGAAUAUUAAGCAGUUAUCAACAGACAGCGAGUCAGAAUGGGUGUGGGAGGUUUUUGGGGAGAAACCCUUCAGCUGGACUCGCUGUAGUUAAAGUCCAGACCUGAUAACAAGAUGCUGUAUUUACCUCCAGACUUGUUCUGUGGUUUCUGUGUGUGCAGGACUCUGUGACUCACACUCGCACAAUUCAUUUUUUUUUUUCCAUUUUCUCUUACUUGUUACAAGCAAAGCAAAAAGGGAUUUUUCUUUCUGCCUUAUUUUUGUCAGUUUUGGAUGUUCUGUUUUUGAGUAGUUAUUUGAACAGUGAUCUAAUAUAUAAACUGGUUCUGCUGACGAUACCAGAGAAAAAGGGGAAAAUAUAGAAAAUAAUGGAUCUCGAUUGUUAUUAAACUGGCAGCGAAGUUACUCUGCUGCUGGAGAAGCGAAGCAACAGAAAUUAAGUCGUAAUCACUGGAGAAGAUUUAGAACAGAAGUUAAACUGUUCUGAUGUUUUGGAAUCAGUUUUAACAUGAACCACUGUUGGAUAUUUCUGCCUUCUUUUGACAAAAUUAACUUUUAAAUGCUUCUGUUAUUGUCUGAACUUAUAACUAUGAACUGGUGAUUUAACGAGGCCAAAACAAACCACUGCAGGUAUUUGUACGUUUCUUUACUACUUUCUUUAAUGGUUCAUUCAACACCUGCAGCUGAGCAGCAUGAAGGGAAGUUUGGGACGGUAGAAUUACUGAUUUGUGCUAAAAAAAAAAAAAUCAUAAUUAUGUAGAGUGAAAACAUAUCUGGAUCACAUUUAAUUGUGCUUUAAUUUCAGGUUAUUUACUUGUUCUUGGAGAACUCAGAUGAUGUUUCAGUAGCACAAACACUUCAUGAGGCUCUAAUUUAUUUAAUGAGUGAGUCAGUUAUAAUGUCUAAAUCCUACUGAAACACAUGGAGUGUAUAGAUGCAUCAUUUCUCAAGUGUUACCACUGUUAAGGCUCCUCGAGUCUUUAAUUUAUUCAUUCAGAGUUACAUACAUACUUUUUUCUGCAGGUAUUUCGGUUGUUCAUGUUUUAUAUUUGUAGUCUCAAAGCUCAGUAUUCAAGUAGGAAUACAAACAAUAUAACUAUAAAAUGUUCAAAUACAAACUGUCAUUGGCGCCUGUAUAAAACUGUGAUUCCUGAAUAAGUGAAUAAAUACAUGAACAGAACAAAGAAAAGUGGAGAAAAAUAAUUUCUCAGCACCAAACAGUGCUGGAACCGUUUCACAGAUUUACAGUAAACACCGGAUUCAGGCUGCAUCCUCAUUGUUUAGGUGAAUCUGCGUGAAAAGCUUUUUGAGUUUUGAGAUUUCAGAAGUUUUCACUGUCCUGUUUCUCUGCCUCUUCUAUGUGCAAAACCUUUUUUUAUUUUUUAAAUUUCUUCCAGGCAUGUUUGGAUCUGCUGUUAACUCGUCUUUUCUGAGCUCUUCUCAUGUUUUGCACACAUCCCGUCUGAUGCCUGAUUUGUUGUUCCCUCAGUUUCUGAAGUAUAAAUGCCUUAAAGGAUGCAGUGGAAGUCAUGCAUAUGUUUGAGAUCACUGAUGUUUGGUUUGUGUAUUUUAUGUGUUUGCUUGUCUAAUAAAGAAAUUAAUAAAAACUGA